AUGCUGUUUGAACUGGUUUUGACACUGACGGCGGUGGCCGCCUACGAAUACGGCCAGAGAUAUCCGCUGCCGCCGGAAGUCGCUCCUUCGCAGCUCGGUCUCGAGUCGCAGUGCACAGAUCCCAACGUCAGUUUCUUCUCAUAAUCGAAUCGCUUCGGUUUGGAAUACGUUAGUUGCGCUUUGGCAAGGAUGGUUAUUUAACUUGUGGUUGAGAAGUCUCGAGGAGCUUUCUUGAAUAUUUUUUCGUAUCAAAUGAAAACCCUCGAAGUCUCAAUUUGCAUAACUUCCGAGUUUACAGCACCUUUGAGCUUACCUUAACGAAAUUAUAUGGCUCCUUUGACUUCGAGACCUGUUUUAUGUAGGUUAAGGCUUUCAAGAUCUUCAUUUGACACAUCUAAAAGGGUUCGAGCCUUUUUUAGAGAGCUCCUAAGAGCAAAAUAUAAAAUAACCUUCUCGUGAGCGUCUCAACGAGUAAACCUGCGAAGCCUCACCCAACUUGAACCGCAGCGCGACCGCGACGCAUUGACCCAUUCCGAAAUUGAGUUUCGAGUUCUCCUGUUGAAGAUAUGAAGUUUUUUUGCAUAACGUCCACCUUUUUCAAUAUAUUUAGAAUCAGUUCAGUAUAUAAAAAUAAUAAUAGUUCAUUUCAGUUCAACUGUAAUUUUUUUUUGUGCUGAUCUAAUGUUUUGAAUGAUUUUCCAGACUCACUUCAAAUACCUUUGCAACAGUAAUUGUACAUUUUUUUCCCAAUCUUGCAAGAGAAAAAAAUUAAACUCUCUUCUGUACAGACCGUUUACACUUGCUACGUGUCAUACUUGGAAAAGUACGGUAUUCAUUCCACCGGCGGAUAUUUGGGUCCAUACGCGAUGCUGGACAGUAAAAUCAAGACCCUCAACUUGAUGAAUGUUUGCAGGUCCACCUUCUUUGAAAAAACUUUUUAAUUGUCACGUUUCAGAGAUUUCAAUGAACUGACGCAAUGUCUGGGCGCUACGACAACUUUCUGCAUCAAUUACAAUGUUUUUCUUCUUUUUGUUCAGAGGUAGGGAAUUUCAAAAAAUGCAAUCAUAAAAGUCAGACUCGCUUGAAAAAGUCAAAAAUAUGAUAAUUUUCCAGGUAUCGAGCUCGAUACGAAGCCUUGUCUUACCUCCAGAACCACGCUUUCCUGGAAUAUGUUUGCGGAAUUGGAUAUCAAGGUUAUUUUCCUCUUCUAUCCCAUUUUUCCUCGAUUUUAUCGAAUACAAAAUGUUUCACCAUGCCGAAAAAGAGAAAUGUCAAUAUUACAACAAUCCCUAUGCGACUGACAUGUAGACCGUAGAGGCAGAUGUCGGCAUCCGCCUCAUUGGCUCAGUGGCAGAGCGUCUGUCUAGUAAACAGAAGGUCGCUGGUUCGAUUCCAGCAUGAGGCACCAGCUUUUUUUUAUUUUUUUUUUUGCAAGGUAUCCUUCGAUUUUAAAAUAUUCAGCGUUCAUGGAUAACGAGGACUGCCUUCAAAGAACUUUGGAAAUCGCUCCUUUAACCAACCGAAUGAUACAAUGCGGCCAGGAAAGUGUUGUUCCUAGCGACCCAGAAGUUUGUCCGUGAGUUUACAUCUUUUUUGAACCUGUGAAAUGAAAUAUUUUCAUUGUAGACGAACUCUUUCUGUAACCGACUGCGUCAAGGAGCAAGUAACCUCCGCCUGUGGAUACACUGCUGGAAAAUCGGCUUGUGGUGAGUGCGACUUUCCAAAGAGAGUUCAUUUCUCCACUAGUUUACCACUCCUUCAAUCAAUCAUGACAUUUUUCAGACCUAAAAAAUGCUGUAAAUUUUCAAAGGACUUUUUUCAGAACGAUAAUCUUCAAAACUUUCAAACUGGUUUCGAAGCUUCUUUUCUCGAAUCCUUACAACAGAAUCGGUUUUCUGAUAGAUCAUUUUGGCAUUUUUAAAACUUAAUUUUUCUCACAAAGUCUGACUGUAGACUACAAAAUUUGGUUGAUAAUAGCUUAGUCAAAUUAUUUCGAAUGUCACGAAGACCUUCCGAAACUUGAAGUUCUCUGAAACUUUUAUCAAAAAAAAAACUGAAAGAGAAAAUGCGAUUUUCUAGUUAUGCAAAAUUUCUAGAUUCAAAGAAGUUUUCCUAGCACAGACUAGUCUUUCCUCUUUUGUUUUACCCUUUCCAAUGCCCGAAAAGUGAAACUUGUUAUCAAAACGGAAAAGAAACGCUGGUGAGAAAAAAGAUAGCACGGAAAUGUCGACCUGGCAGCGUGUAAGUGCACCGAGAGGACAGCCAAGUGGCGAGAAAUUACUCACCGCAGACAUGACUGCUUGGCGCAAUGGUAGCGCGUUCGACUCCAGAUCGAAAGGUUGGGCGUUCGAUCCGCUCAGUGGUCAGAAUUUUUUGCCGAUUUGACAUUGAUGGUUGAUUAGAAUCUCAAAAAAGCAUAUUCAAGUUUUUCCAAACUGUGAUUUUUUUUUUCAGGAGCGGCAGCUAAUAUAGAGCGUCGGUUGGAUUUCCUAGAAGCAGCUUGUUUGACCGAAAUGGACGUCAGAUGCCCAGCUUCUACUGUUUUCUUCCUGUUUCCAUCCAUUAUCAUGUUUCUCACGGUCCUUUUAUUGUAAGUUAUGUUUUUAUAAUGUAAAUAAAAUUAUAUUUAUUUGACCUUAUUUUUAAUUUACAUAGGCGCCAGCAAACAAUGAAUGAGAAAUUGGAGUGCAUUUAAAAAAAAGGAAUUUUUUCCCCAAUUUUAAUAAAAAUUUGGCAUGGAAGCGUAUGUUCACGCGAUGCUUCGCAAAAAGAGAAGACACUUGAGUGUUCAUGGAUGAUUGUCCAGUUAUUUGAGGGACAAAAGAGCCGCCACUCGGCAGCUCAAAUAUCUCCGAUGGCCGUCUUUUAUUGUAAUAUUUGGUGACAAAAGAGGAAAGACCACUUCCUAACACAAAAAGAGCGAUCUUUGGAUGAGAUCAAAAAAGAUCAGAUCAUCAAAAAAAAUGAAUAAAAAUCAGCUUCGGUUCGGAUUUUCAGUUGAAGUCUGCGCAGUUUUUUUUUUCAUAUUUAAUAAUCUCGUAGUAGUUUUUUUUUUAUUCUUUUUACGUCCAACCGCUACGAUAAGUAACUGAAAAGCUAAUGUACAAUUUGAAGGAAAUCGAUACUUUAGAAUAAAUUUUUUGGCUUCGACUUUAUCUUCGAUGUGUAUUAUCCUUUGAGAAGUUUCGGAAAUAGCUCAUAACGAAUUAAAUUCGACAUUUACGGAGCUUACUCUAUUUUUCUGCAUCGAAGAAUCGUACUAUUACUGAUACCUCACCUUUUUGUUUUCAAUCGCCCAGGCCUGAUAAGGAAAGCCUUCAGACAGUCUGAUAGAUGAUCGAAAACACGCCGGAAACAACUGUCCGUCUUUUCGAGGCGUCGCGGCGUCCAUUGUUUUUGACACCUGCCGAGGUGACCCGAAUUGAGUGGCCACCGGUGGCCGGACCCGGUUUCUUCCAGGAAAAGCGCGCCGCCGGACAAACUACCGGCGCAAAAAACCGACGGCUUCCUUGUCUUUCGACGGAUUAUCUCUUGCUCGCGCUGUGUUUUGGCUUGUAGGUCACCAAAAAAGCAAAAUGGCUCGUCGAUUGUUUUCCGUUGCCGUUUAGCCGGUUGGCAGCGGGUGAAAGAGCAAAAAUAAAGCUCUUUAUUGAGCUCUCGAAGAGCAGAGCGAGGAAAGAAAAAACAGCGACUGAGAAUGUUAAAUUUUCGAAUUUGAAUUGAAGUCUUUUUGCUGGUUUGUGAAUUCAAAGGACUGCAGGUUACGUCAAAAUAUCAGAGGAAUGAAAUUCCCAACUUUCAGAAAGGAGAUAAUCUCAUUAAAAAGAUUAGCCUUUUUCCAAUGAAAUUUUUUGAUCGGAAAACAUUUUUUUUCAAAAAGUUAAAAAGGAAGGAAGCUGUCAGAAAAUUGAAAAUUUUAUUCUUUUCAGAAAGAGUUCCGACUAGAUGACUGCAUACGGAAUGGAUUGACAAUCCUUGCUCAUCCGAGUUGUCUGUUAGAAACAUUCAGUUUUUAAUCCAGUUUUGUUAAAUUUUGUUAGCUUGAUCCUGUAUAGUGAAAAGAAUAAAAAUUCGUUAAGAAAUCGUGCGAAAAAGAGGUUUUUCUUCUUUUUUUAUUCCUCAAAACAGUCAUUCUCAAAUCACUUUUGAAAAAAGUUAUACGAAUGAAAACAAGUAAAUUCGAAUUUUCUGAUUUUUCAAGCCUUUUUUUCAUGCGAAACGUCUUGUUGUUUGACCGGCCAGAACAUUUGCCCCUGGGCACACACAAAGGCCAGAAGCCCCGCCUUCAGUCUGCGGCCUUGCUCAGACCGUUCUCAGCUUUUCCUCCGAUCCAAGUCGAUUCGCUCACCUGCCUACCGUAAUUGGCAGCCAUGCGCCGCUGGGCAUUCAGUUUCGCUUGUUUAUUAUCGAUCGGUUGGGCCGAUGCGAACGCUUUCGACCUGAUGGACGGUUCGAUGGAGCCGAUCAAUCCUAAUUACUGCAACAACAGGUUCUUAUUCUUCAUCAUUAUUGAGAAAACUUCAACCGCUUCUUUUUUUUCUUCAAAAAUUGCUAUAUUUUAAUAGCAGAUUAACAGAUUUGUGCAAUAAUGUAAAACAAUAUUCAGUUGAAUGACUCUCUCUUAUAUAUUCUAAAGCUAGAAAGUAAUUACCGAAAAAAAAAUAAUUGCUCGAAAUUGAUUUUAACACUGAAAAAUGUGGUUAGUGGUUUUUGGGCGAAAAUUCUCACGUAAUACUUUUAGAAGCCCAUAAGAAGUUCUUUCUUCUCAUAAAAAAUUUCAAGAGAAAAAAAAUCAUAGUUGGCUCUUCUUCAAAAAUAAAGAACAGUCUGAAACCGGUUUCCAAAAACCCACGGCGUUCCAAAAGGGAACCUCGCAGUAGAGAAAAAUGAGGCAGAAAGUACCGCGCCUCAAUUGCAGAAAACUGGGCGUGGUUUAGUUUUGUAUUGGGAAUUCAAAACCCUAUUUCUUGUUACAUUUUCGUUUCUGAGUGUUACUGCUGUGUUUAUAUUGUUCGUCAGCUCUGACUUCAUAUAAGUUGGUUGUGUCAUGUCGCUCCUUGGCCGUUUACCGCUUUAGUUGAGGCAAAACGAAAAAAAUGAUAAUUCGCGAGUUUUUUUAAUUUACAUGCCAUGUAUUCGACAUCUUUCUGCUUGAUUCAUGUGCAGAAUGAGUUUUUCUACAAUCUAAAAUUGUUCAAAAAAAUCUUUGUCGGCAAAAAUAAUUUUUAAACUGAAUUUCAUGGAAUCUUGUCAAAUUUUGGGUGUUCCGCGCGAAAGAUUAAAACUUUGUGGUAUGUCGGUCAAUCUUUUAUUUUGAUAGCUGAAAAUGUUCACACAGGUUCAUUCAAAAGAACAUGGUUAAUUAGAGAAUUGGAAACAUUUUUAGAGAACACCUGCGAAGAUCUCAGAACUACGCAAAAAAUGAGCGUUUUUCCAUCAUCAUUCUAUGUGAUUUUUGUCAAAACUUCUCAACAACAUUCAUUCAACUUUUUUGUUUUACGUUUUACUGUCAUUCUUUCAUCUUUUAAACAAUGAAUACCAUAGGCUUAUAGCUGAAAAUUUUUCGUAAAACCGAUUUAAAGGUUGAGAAGCAAUUAUACGGAUAAUUGCCAGUGAAACUUCAUCGAAUUGCUUCUUUAUGUUUUGAAAGCUUCCACUUUUCCAUGGACAUCAUGAUAAUCACAAAAAAUACUCUGAAUUCAAUCGAAACAUCUCAAUUUCUUAAAAUUUCGUUUUUGACAUUUUCUGUGAAUUUUCAAAAAAAAGUUCUGUUGCGCAAGUACGCUCCAACGAACGCAAGGGCGCGGUAAAAUGACACGCCUCAUCGGCUCGCUUGCGAGUUCCCUUUUGGAACGCCGUGAACCGCAAAUUUUACUUUUCUCAAAUUCAUUUUUGCGCGGAUGGGUGUCGAAUUGCGUCAUCGUGCCACUCCGUACUUUUUAACCUCAAAAAUUUGAUAAUAAAAAAUUUCUGUUCUUUUUGAAUUUUUUUCAAAGCAGUGCGAAUUAGGGUUUUUUAGUGUAAAUUUUAAGAACUAUUACGGAAAGGUUCGAAUUAAAAAAAUUUUGACAGAAUUCCGUUACUUUUUUUGCAAUUUUUCCUUAAAGCUUUUCAGUACUGAAGACUGUUCGCUAUUAGUUUCAGUAAAAGCUAAAUUAUUUUUUUUUGGUAUUCUCAAGCUGUAUCUGUUUGAAUAUAACGAAUAUUAAAGCUUGAAUGGUUUAGUAACAUUCUGGAAGAAGCGGGCCUGAUACGAGCAACUCUUGGACAAUUUCUCGGCUACGAAUGCAGCGAAGAAUUUUAUCAUUGCCGGUAUCAUCUAGAUGAAAAAUACUCUUAAUUUAUAAUAUUUCAGUUGGCAAAGCGACGGUUUCCGAACGUAUAGAAAAAAGUGCAAAACCGGUUUGUUUUUGUUUUUGUUUCUUUUUUUUUCAAUUUUGAAUUUUUGCAUUUUUUUUUUCUUAAUGUUUUAUUUCGUUUUUCAAUAAGUAUUUCCGUGCUCAAAAGUUUUUAUUACUCUGUUUCGUGAAGAAAUAAUUUUUGAUGACAUUUUUUUGCUUGAAAAUUUUAAAUACUUCAUCACUUCGAUUUAAAUUUUUUUCGAAGUAGACUCCUUGAAAGAUUUUUUCAAUAACUUCAAAAACUUCAGGACUUGUGUACGAUGUCCUGGGUACUCAAAACUGCAACUACGACUACAAUGUCAGAAGCUGCGGCAUCAAAAGUGGAGGUAUGCUGAAGUUUUUUAUGAAAUCAGUUUGGAAUAGAAUAAGUUAAGCUGAGUCAUUUUAUUGCUAAAAUUUCAAUUAUUUUUCUCAUCUCUCAUUUGCUCUAUGCUUUUUCAACUUUCCCAAUAGGGUCAUUCCGUCAAUAUUCGACUUAUUUUAGUUACGCUUAUCACUCAGUUUUUUUCUCUUUAAAAACCAUGUCUGGCAUUCAAGAUAUUCAAAAUAACCUUCUCGAAGUUCAUCUCCACCAGUGUCUUUUUCGGAAAUCAUCUGUGUUCCUUGACCUUCUCUAGUUUUGCGGCCAACGUGAGGUGUCGGAGCUCGUCUCCAGUGUUGAUCUUUCACACAAUACCACGUCUUUGACAGCACACGUUUUUCCCACGAUCCUAUAUCGCCUUUUCGCUGAAGAUUUCUAUAUCGGGACGGAUUUCAAGUUUUCAAGAUCACUAGGAGUUGGCGAGGAGUGAUAAGUUGACAAGAAGCUGGUUCUGGAUUGAAAAAACGAAUUCCAAAAAGCUUUUCGUAUUCCGGAGGCCACUGAAAAUCAGGAAUAGUUGGUCUGUAAAUCGGAGAAUUUAGUUUUCUUAACUCAUACAACUUUUUUUGGACUUUCAGGUUAUUUUGACCUCUCUAACCAUUUUUUUUUCUUAGAAAUCAUAAAAGUUCACAGGGUACAAAAGAAACAACAAGUAAGGUAAAGGAAGGAUGAAGUACCGAUGUACAUACCUUUACUAGAAGCUUAUCUUGUAUUCAUUCCCGACUGUCUUUUGCAGCUCCGAUGACGUGCAACUCGACGGACUUCCACUGCGCUCUUUCAGAACAAUGUCUGCCGAUGUCGAGUCGCUGCGACGGUCAUUAUGACUGUACCUUGGAAGAGGACGAACAAAAUUGCCGUUAGUUUCUUUCAUAAAUUGGCUUGGAAAUGCUCUUUUUUCAUCUGGUGUUUAGUAAGGUUUUAUUGUUAUACGCGUACGUGGGAAACUAAAAGAAUAAAUUAGUCCAGGAGAAGAAAAUGACUUACGAAAAUUUGAAUAGAAAAGACAUAAAAAUCAGUAUUACUUCGAGGAGAUAGUGGACUACAAUAAAGUUAGGUUUGAUCCUCAGGAGAUGGCGUUGGCUUGAAUUUAGGAAAACUCGGGAGUUUUGCGGCCUUUAAAAAUGGUCUGCCCAUGUAUAGUUCUUCUCUAAAUUGUCCUGAAAAAUAGAAUAAGAUCAUCGAAAAUUUUUUUUGGUAGGCAAUCGAUUUUUUUAUAAUUUUCACGCGGGAUAAUUAAAGCUAAGUAAACUUUCAUAAAGAAUUAUGAUUGCGGUACAACUGAAAUGCUAAUUUACGACAUGGAGACGAGAUUAAAUGAAAGCUAGUUUUUAAGCGUUUUUAUUUCAUCAAACUGAAGAUUUUCACUCGGUUGUUAAUUAAUCGCGGUGUUAGUCCAUAAAAUGGAAAAAAAAUACGUUUCAUAUUAUUCAGCCCUCUGCACAGCUGGCGAAUUCGCUUGUGUUGUCUCGGAACAGUGCAUCCCGCUCGAUCGCAGGUUUUUUUUUAAAGUUCUCCAACUUUUCCUCGUCUUCGCCAUUAACGAAACUUGUAGAGAAAAAAUACCUCUUACAGGAUUUUUUUGAGUCAAUGGGAGAAACUUUUUCUGGCAAACUAAGGAAAUUUAUAGAUGCAACGGGAUCGCAGAGUGCAGCGAUGGCACCGACGAACGCGAUUGUGAUGGUUCAGUUUUUUUUUUUUGCUUUUCUUCUGAAAAAAUCGGAUCGGAAUGUGCUUUCUCUUCCUUAGGGUGGAGCUCUUGGCGCCCAUCCAAAGUCGGUCUUUUUUUGUUUGUGGAAGCAGCUGGAGGUGUACGCUUACCUGUGCAUUGUGUUGCAUUGUCCGACCUGCCUUCCGUCGUUUCCUUUUUUCUCAGUUCAGGAAAGGCACUUGAAAAAAAUCGUCCGUAAAUAUCCUUGGAAAAUUUUUGAAAAAAAAAAACAGAAAACUUCUCUUUUCCAUUUAUAUACAGGAUAUUAGAAGCCGGCUGGUAAGCCUGAAGUCGCUUUCGAAUUUUAAUUCUGUUUACAGAACUUCGUUUUGAAUUUUUCCCUGCAUGAUAACUAUUUUGUGGCUCUCAAGUCAAAACAAGUCGAAUUUUUUAUCCGCACUUAUUCUGGUAAGAAGAAGAGUUGUUUUUUGUUGCACUCUUUUAGUCACGUCUCGGCUUCAUUGAUAGCUUUAAAGCUUCAAAAACUGACCGAAAACAAAGUUGUGAAAAUUUUUUGAUGAUGUGGAGUCUGGAUAGCUCAAAGCUAAAUUUUUCGACCAUUUACUGAAAAGACGUCCCUUGUAAAGUGUUACCAACGAAGUCUCGUAAAAAAUAAUUACAAGAGUAAAUAUAAAAAUUAGGUUUUUUUUUCAGUCUAAUAAGACUUUGUUUAACAUUAUGAAGAAUAAUUCAGUAUGCGGACACGGGUUGUUCCAUUGCGGAAAGAGCGGCGAAUGCAUUCCCGUGGACGAACGUUGCGACGGCCGUCGACAGUGUCCUCAUGGGGAAGACGAGCUUCUUUGCAAGUAAUCUUCAGAUUUAUCUUCUUUUUUUUGACAUGAUCAUCACUUCUUAAACGUCAGAACCAAUUCUUUCAAAAGGCAGAGAAAAGAGUAUGAUCUAUGUUUUUGCUUUUCAAAACUGAAAAAAAAGCUUGAUUUUGAGAAAACCCGACAUCGACAAGAAGUUCACGUGCCAAUCGAGAGACUACGACAUUCCGUUCGGCCAGGUGAGGCAUUUUUGAAGUCAUAGCCUUUUUUAAAUCAUUCAUAGAAAGGUUUUGGAGUUUCUGUUUUCUUGCGAAAAUGUCAGAGAAGCUUGAAAAUAUCAUGUAGAAGCGAGAAUUUCACCUAAAAUCAGCGAAAAAAAAUUUUUUUUCAAGUUUUUUCAUAAAUGGUUUCUCAAAUCAUAAAAAAUUUUUUUUUUGUUUUAUAUAUAACUUAGGUUUGCGACGGAAUUCCGCAAUGUCCUGACGGUUCGGAUGAGGUCUACUGUGAACUUCCAAAGGCUCUCGGAGGAAUGUGAGGAUUUUAUUAUACUUUUUUUAUUGGCCAUGCACAUCUCUCAUUUUACAAUAAAUUUAGGCCAUUUAUAGACAAAAAAUGAUUCAGAUCAGCUCUAUUGAAGUUCACUAAAUUUUUUUAACCCAUUUCAUUUCUUCCUCGGUCCGAUUUUUCAGAAAAAAAGUUUUUUUCUAAUCUGUCAAGUCUACUCAUUUCUUCUCUUCAAGAGAAAUUCGACUUUCCUCUCAAAAAAGAAGCUGACCGCAUCUUCCUUGCAGUUCAUUCUCUUCGAAUCCGAACCCUCCACCUGAGCCAGCUGCUCCAGCUCCAGCUCCGGCUCCGUAUAUAUACCCACCGACGACCGAAGAAGAAACGACUCCAGCCGGCGAAGAAGAGGAGUACGAGUACGAGGAGACGCCGGAAGAGGAGGAGAAGCCCCCGUCGUUCCCGAUGCUCUCCCUUGGACAAAUGCCAGCGUUUGUUCCUUUUUUCUAUCAAUUUGAAACUUUUUAUUACUCGUCAUAUGUAACUUUAUUGUCAAGAUUUUAACUACAUUGACGGAAAAUGAAAGGGAAAAUGGAGAGUGCGAGAAUUUUGGCUGAUAGAGGAAAGAGGGCUUUUGUUUCCUAAAUAUGGAGGUAGAUCAAAUUUUUGAGAGGAUUUAUCAUGGAAAUCAGUGUUUCGCGAGUUCAGACCGCAGCACCCUCCUCCUCCUCCUCCACCUCGGCCAACAACGCCACGACCUCCGCCUCCGACUCGACCUCCUACUACGACAACUCAGGCUCCUCCUCCUCCCCCACCUGCACCUCGUCCAGCUUUCAGCAAGCCAAAACCGAAGAUCGUUGUCCCUCCAAUCGUAGAGGUUGACUUUGAAAUAUUACUAAAUAUUAUAUUUAAUGAAUUCACAGAAAUUCUCAGGAAUAAAUAUAGUAGAAAUAAUAUACCAGUACUAAAAAAUAGAAAACUUAUUUUUAAAAAAAUAAAAUUUUGAAAACUCUCUGAAUUUUAAGCAAGUCGAAGCCACGACCCACAAGCAUAUCAUCGUCCAGCCGACCUACGUCGAAGUCACGGCUCCAAGUCGACCGGUUAGAAAUAACCGAAAUUCAGGAAGAAUCUGAUAGUUUCCAGGUCUCAAACAACGCGAAACGGACGAGAUAUCCAACGAAAGCCGUUCCGAUGCACUCAGCGACUCCAACUUCGGCUCCUGCUACCAGGCCGCCAACAAUCAAGCCGGCCACCCAAAAGUCACGACAGUUGUUUGAAUCGUCUCCAGGUGAGUUUUUGAAAAAAUUGACUUGUUAAGUACUGAUCCCCGUGUAGAAAACAAUUGAAAAAUGAAUUAGUGUCAUAUCUGCCGAUUCCUAUGUUUUCUAGUGUCUCUAACAGUUGGUUUGAAAUCGUUUCUUAGUGAGCGACUUAUUGGAGAAAAAUUUAUUCUGUUUUCGAAUUGAAUCUGAGAAAAGAGGGAUUUGCAGGAAGCCAAAAGCCAGCGACGGAAAAAGUGUUCAUGAUGCAAGUGACGGCGGCGCCAAGAACUCCCACCGUCGCUGUGAAAUCGACGGCCCCUCAAAGCAAAGUGAAACUGACGCCGCCAGUCGUCGACUCCAAGGACGAGUUGCUCCAGCAAAUCAGCAAUCAACUCAACGGCGGAAUGUCUCCGUGAGUUUCCCCGAAAACUGCAAAAAGCCAUCCGUCGAGCCGGAUUCGAACCAGCGACCUAAGGAUACCCACUGCUCUACAGUCCUCCGCUCUACCAACUGAGCUAUCGACGGCACGGCAGCUGCCGCUGAAUACGCCAGUUACACCUCUUGUGGUGUCGGUAGUGUGAAGGAAAGAGAUAAGAACGCGAAAGAUUUUUUUGAUUUCAAAUUUAGAAAUAUAAGAGAACAAUAAAAUUUUCAGAGAUUUGCUGUCGAAAAUUGAAAAAAUUCUCUCAACCGAACUUGAGUCGACGUCAAGUACGCGUCGGAGAAAACCGUCCAGCGGGUACUGUAAUAUUCGAAUUCAACUAAUUUCUGGAUUACUGUAGGCAAACGAUAUCUCCAGCUGCUCUCAUCAGAACCUUCACGGCGAGGGUACAAGGUCACAACGAACAAGUCCAAAACUAA
Caenorhabditis auriculariae is the source of this 11861-nucleotide messenger RNA. Lineage: Eukaryota; Metazoa; Nematoda; Chromadorea; Rhabditida; Rhabditidae. The record is from the annotation of a GenBank genome assembly.